Cylicostephanus goldi is the source of this 1230-nucleotide messenger RNA. Lineage: Eukaryota; Metazoa; Nematoda; Chromadorea; Rhabditida; Strongylidae. The record is from the annotation of a GenBank genome assembly.
GUCCAUAGAUAGCGAACCGAGGUUUUGUUCGAUUAUGAGCACUGAAAGCGAUGGAUCGCUGGGUGCGGGAGAGCGCAUCUAUUUACACAUUUAUGACUAUGAAACCAAGGAGUUUUCUGGUCUUACUACUUAUCAUGGUUUGGUACGUAUCUAUAACUCUAACACAUGGCCAUCAAGAAUUUUCUGGUGUGUCGUCGUACUUUCAUGCCUUUCACUGUUCAUGAUUCAUAGCGGGUAUCUUCUCCUUGGCUAUCACUCCAAACCCACACUCUUCCAAGUGAACACCAUUGUGGCACCUGAUGGCAUAAAAUUUCCUGAUAUAACUAUCUGUAACCAUAAUCUCGUCGAAGCCUCCAGUCUAGAAGGUGAGUUGAGCGGGUUCAACAUGUCCUCUGCGUUAUUUUCUUACAUAUCUACGGCAUUUCUUGAUCAUUUCUAUGACGAUGAUCAUGUGGAAAAACAGAAUCAAUUCGAAAAAUACUUGGAAGACUAUGUGACUAAUACCGGCAUUGAUUUUUCGAUUGCGGAGUUUUUCCACAAAAUAAGACCCACAUGCGAGGAUAUGGUGCUUUCCUGUUCUUUCGCGGGAGAACCCAUCCACAAUUGUUGUUCCUAUAGCGAAGUUGUUCCUACCGACAUCGGAUACUGCAUAAGAUUUUCCAACUCCAAAUUGAAUAAGACUCAAAUAUUGAGCGGUGGCAGCUAUGGUUGGCAGUUUAUUUUGGAUGGAAUUAAUGCUCCGGAUCCUAUCUUACGGUACUUUCGUUAUUCUUUCCCGUUCCUCACAAAUCGCGAGUUGUUAACACAAUUACAGUAUACUUCCACUCACUGCGAAUGGAACUGUCUUGCACAUGAAUGGUUAUACGAAUGCGAAUGUCUGCCUUUGAACCUUCUGAUCAUGGACGAAAAGAACAAAUUUACCAUUUGCACUCCACUUCAGAUUCGCAUAUGCAGUGAGCGAAUUCAUGGUAAGUAUAAGGCAAACUUUUUUGAGCUAAUUGAUAACCGGAAAGCUCAAGAAUUCCUAUAUUUAGGUAACCUCUCUGACUGCAACUGCGAUGUUGAAUGUGAAAAAAUAGAGUACGACAUGCAAAUGAGUUAUUCGGAUGUUAUCACGGAAUCAGUAACCCAAAGAUUCGUAUGGCUUACGAACGUCACGAACAACAGAAGCAGCUACAAACUGCUGAUUUACUUUCGAAUAUUGCCGGAAGUAUGGGACUGUUCCUAGGG